Messenger RNA from Oryctolagus cuniculus (rabbit), 3687 nucleotides. RefSeq names its product collagen type IX alpha 1 chain (gene COL9A1). The record is from RefSeq and is a predicted model, not a curated record. Gene Ontology annotation, biological process: extracellular matrix organization. Gene Ontology annotation, molecular function: extracellular matrix structural constituent conferring tensile strength. NCBI's taxonomy places the organism in Eukaryota, Metazoa, Chordata, Mammalia, Lagomorpha, Leporidae.
ACUCUCCCUUUGCAUUUAGCCCUCACAGGGGCAGGAGGAACGAAGGCUGGACCCAGAACUCGUAGUCCUAGGGUGAUAGUGAAGGGGUCCCGGGGAGCAGUGACUCCCCUCCCACCCCAUUUUCCACUGGCGCCUGAAGAAAACCAGCUGGGAAAAUGAAGAACUGCUGGAAAAUUCCAGCUUUCUUCUUCAUCUGCAGUUUCCUGGGACCCUGGGCAUCUGCGGCAGUCAAGCGUCGCCCAAGAUUUCCUGUCAAUUCAAAUUCUAAUGGUGGAAAUGAACUCUGUCCAAAAGUCAGGAUUGGUCAAGAUGAUUUACCUGGGUUUGACCUGAUUUCUCAGUUCCAGAUAGAUAAAGCAGCAUCUCAAAGAGCUAUCCAGAGAGUAGAGGGAUCAACUACAUUACAAGUGGCUUACAAGUUGGGAAGUAAUGUAGACUUCAGGAUUCCAACCAGGCAUUUAUAUCCCAGCGGACUGCCUGAAGAAUACUCCUUUCUAACUACUUUCCGGAUGACUGGAAGCACACUUGAAAAGAACUGGAGCAUUUGGCAGAUUCAGGAUUCCUCAGGGAAGGAGCAAGUUGGUGUGAAGAUUAAUGGCCAAACCAAAUCGGUUGCAUUUUCAUACAAGGGACUGGAUGGAAGCCUCCAAACUGCAGCUUUUUCAAAUUUGCCCUCCUUGUUCGAUUCUCAGUGGCAUAAGAUCAUGAUUGGCGUGGAAAGGAGUAGUGCUACUCUUUUUGUUGACUGUGUCAAAAUUGAAUCCUUACCCAUUAAACCAAGAGGCCAAAUUGAUGUCGAUGGCUUUGCUGUGCUGGGAAAACUUGCAGAUAAUCCUCAAGUUUCUGUUCCAUUUGAACUUCAGUGGAUGCUGAUUCAUUGUGACCCCCUGCGGCCCAGGAGAGAAACUUGCCAUGAGCUGCCAGUGAGAAUAACGCCCAGCCAGACCACUGAAGAGCGAGGUCCCCCAGGUGAGCAGGGGCCUCCUGGGCCUCCGGGGCCCCCUGGAGUUCCUGGCAUCGAUGGCAUCGACGGUGACAGAGGUCCCAAGGGUCCCCCGGGCCCCCCGGGUCCAGUUGGAGAACCAGGAAAGCCAGGAGCUCCAGGCAAGCCCGGCACGCCUGGUGCCGAUGGUUUAACAGGACCUGAUGGAUCUCCUGGCUCUGUUGGACCAAGGGGACAAAAAGGAGAACCUGGUGUGCCUGGAUCUCGUGGAUUUCCAGGCCGUGGUAUUCCUGGACCCCCUGGUCCUCCUGGGACAGCAGGACUCCCUGGAGAGCUUGGCCGAGUAGGACCCAUUGGAGACCCUGGGAGAAGAGGACCACCUGGCCCCCCUGGACCCCCAGGACCCACUGGAGCAAUCGGCUUUCAUGAUGGAGAUCCACUGUGUCCCAAUUCCUGUCCACCAGGUCGCUCAGGAUAUCCAGGCCUACCAGGCAUGAGGGGCCAUAAAGGGGCAAAGGGAGAAAUUGGUGAACCAGGAAGACAAGGACACAAGGGUGAAGAGGGUGACCAAGGAGAACUGGGAGAAGUUGGAGCUCAAGGACCUCCAGGAGCUCAAGGUUUGAGAGGCAUCACUGGCGUAGUUGGAGACAAGGGGGAAAAAGGUGCUCGCGGCUUAGAUGGAGAACCUGGACCUCAGGGUCUUCCUGGUGCACCUGGUGAUCAAGGACAGCGAGGACCUCCUGGAGAAGCAGGUCCCAAGGGAGAUAGAGGGGCUCAAGGUUUGAGAGGAAUCCCUGGCCCCCCUGGACCCAAAGGAGAUGCGGGCUUGCCAGGUGUGGAUGGCCGUGAUGGAAUACCUGGAAUGCCUGGAACAAAGGGUGAACCAGGGAAACCUGGACCUCCUGGUGAUGCGGGACUACAGGGAUUACCGGGUAUACCUGGACUUCCUGGUGCAAAGGGUGUUGCCGGUGAAAAGGGUAACACAGGUGCUCCAGGAAAGCCUGGUCAACUGGGAAAUUCUGGCAAACCGGGCCAACAAGGGCCUCCAGGAGAAGUGGGACCCCGAGGACCCCGGGGGCUUCCUGGCAGUAGAGGUGAAGUAGGACCAGUCGGAGCUCCAGGCAUACCAGGCAAAUUGGGUUCUGUUGGCAGCCCCGGCCUCCCUGGCUUGCCUGGCCCUCCUGGACUUCCUGGAAUGAAAGGUGACAGGGGAGCAGUUGGUGAAGCUGGGCCAAAGGGCGAACAGGGUGCCUCGGGUGAAGAAGGCGAAGCAGGAGAAAGGGGUGAACUUGGAGAUAUAGGAUUACCUGGCCCGAAGGGAUCUGUGGGUAAUCCUGGGGAGCCAGGCUUGAGAGGGCCUGAAGGAAGUCGGGGGCUUCCUGGAGUUGAGGGGCCCAGAGGACCACCUGGACCCCGAGGUGUGCAAGGAGAACAGGGUGCCACAGGCCUGCCUGGCAUCCAGGGCCCUCCGGGUAGAGCACCGACAGACCAGCACAUUAAGCAGGUUUGCAUGAGAGUCAUACAAGAACAUUUUGCUGAGAUGGCUGCUAGUCUCAAACGUCCGGACUCAGGUGCCUCGGGCCUCCCUGGAAGACCUGGCCCCCCUGGCCCCCCUGGUCCUCCUGGAGAGAAUGGUUUCCCCGGCCAGAUGGGAAUUCGUGGCCUCCCAGGCAUUAAAGGCCCCCCUGGUGCUCUUGGUUUGAGGGGACCUAAGGGUGACUUGGGAGAAAAGGGGGAGCCUGGUCCUCCAGGAAGAGGUCCCAAAGGUUUGCCUGGAGCUACAGGUCUCCCAGGUGACCCAGGCCCUGCCAGCUACGGGAGAAAUGGCCGGGAUGGCGAGCGAGGACCGCCAGGGGUGGCAGGAAUUCCUGGUGUGCCUGGCCCUCCAGGUCCUCCUGGCCCUCCUGGUUUCUGUGAGCCAGCUUCUUGCACCUUGCAGGCGGGUCAGCGGGCAUUUAGUAAAGGGCCUGAUCAGUGAGGGGCUUAGUACCAUGCGGCCGUUUGCAGAAUCCACACUUGGUGAAGGAACUUGGCAGAGGACCACCCCCAAGCCCCCAGAGCUGGGGCAAAGAUGACAGUGUAUUAUGUUCAACGUGAUUACGGAAGUCCUACAAUCAUAUCUAGAACAAUGGUGCUAUUCAACAAGUCCUCUUUCCUUUCUCUUGGGAAGAAGAUAGAAGAUUCUUUUUUUUAAGUGAAAGCAAAACCAAAAACCUCCCUUUAGAUAAAUGAUAAAUUUACAAUCCUCUUCCUAAGGUCUUGAACUUUAGUGUGCUAUAUACAUACGUGAUUUAUAGUGGGCCACUGUGCCAAUAAACAAAAAUAACUGUUUGGUUUACCUCAGUUGCAGUAGUUAUUUUAAUUUUCACUUGGAUGUUGUUCUCAGAUUAUUUCAGUUAUAUGGAGGCUUACUAGACUGGUUAUAAAGAAACCCCACUGUGUAUAAGAGAAUGGUGCUUAACAUCCCCAUCAAUGUGCUCUCAAGAGUGGCAAUAAAGAGCUGUGUCACCCAGAAUGAUUUCCUUAUAUCUCAUGUUGGUUUUCAUCUUGAGCCUGAAUUUUUGUUGAACUGUAUGUACUGUACUCCAAACUUGUUAAUAUCUUGAGCUCUUCUCUGUGAAAGUAAAGAAGAAAUUUUAAUAUCCUGGCAAUCGUAAGUUUUAUUGAUGAGUUUAUUUAUUUUUAAAGGGUUGAGGUAACAUCGCUGGUUGUACCAAAGAAAAAAUAAAUAUGGUUUCUUAAUA